Messenger RNA from Symsagittifera roscoffensis, 1605 nucleotides. Its product is annotated as complement C1q tumor necrosis factor-related protein 5-like. Gene Ontology annotation, molecular function: protein binding. The record is from RefSeq and is a predicted model, not a curated record. The transcript is spliced from 4 exons. Lineage: Eukaryota; Metazoa; Xenacoelomorpha; Acoela; Convolutidae. The coding region runs from base 114 to 917 and encodes 267 amino acids.
UGUUUAUACUUAAAGGUAAGAAAAUAUCUUCUUGUUAUUGAAAUUGUUCUUCAUAAUAAUGGUUUUAUUCGAACAACUUGGUUCUUGGUAUACGUAGCACUGUUUACGGAAAAAUGAACAAACUGGCCGUUCUUCUGAGUUUUCUGUUUUGCAUCAAAAUAGCGGAUUUUUCAAAGUCCUCAAAGGAAAAAGAAGAGCCAGAAUUUUCCGACCGCGAUGAUGAUUACCUCAAGUACAAAGAAAGUACUCCGCUGUUUUCCUCUGGAAGCAAUCAGCAGGGCAACUUGUACUAUCCAACGGAUACACUUAGUGGCGUAAGACCCCCAACUAGCCAAUGCGUUUGCCCGCAGGGAGCUCCUGGAGUCAGUGGAAACCCUGGAUCUCCAGGUAUCCCAGGAGUUCCUGGCAUCAAUGGAAACCCAGGUCUUCCAGGGCCCCGAGGACCGCCAGGAGUCAUCAAUGGGAUGGCAGAGGUGGUGGCAUUCUCAGUGUCCAAAGACUCGUCGAUGAAGAGACCAAAGAGAGAACAGAAGAUAGAGUUCGACAACGUGGAUGUGAACGUGGGCGGUCACUUCAACAGGACCAGCCGGAGUGACUUCACAGCCCCAGUGUCCGGACUGUACUUCAUGACCCUCACUGUGGGCAGGAUGAGUGAUGACCUCUAUGUCCGAGUAGUCUCGGGGGGCUUCACUAAAUUCGCCCUGCAGUCCAUGGGAUACCCCACCACUGGCGCACAGAAAGUCCCCCUCAUUAUGAUGACUAACUCGGCCAUAGUGCAGAUGAAUGCGGGAGACUCGGUGGCCUGCUACUUGGCAGCCGGCAACUCCAUCGAGAGCAAGUUCGGAACCACCACCUGGAACGCAUUCCUCCUGUCCCCCUCUGCAUUCCCUCACUCCAGGGGGACUACUGGGAACUAAAGCAGAGUCAGAUCACUGGAAAACUAAUUAACUCUCGGAGGCUAUUUCUGUUAUGCGGAUAAAAAAGUAGUUUGUCGCUUUUUUGGAAGUUGGAUAACAAUAAUUGAUUUUGAUUGGCAACCAAUCGAAUAUCCCGAAGACUUCAUCUAAUAAUAGUCAAUUUUAAAACGGAAUCACAGUUCGGUGAUUUUAAUGAGGAUGUUUGUAAACUUCAAAUCUGAUAGACUUAAGGUCGUUUUAAACAGCGCUGUAUUUAGCGGGGGCUAGAAGGCGGACUUGCGCCCUCCGGGUAUUGGACCCUAUCACCACCCAAAGGGUCGCCUCUUUGGUACUGAUUUAGGGCAUUCAAUUUUGGCUGGUCUACACUUAAAGUUUUUUAACGGCGCUUUAAUUUUCUAAUCGUAAUUUGGUAGAGCUCAGAGUCCGGAAAGUUAAUUUGGUCGACCUAAAAAAACUGUAUAAAAUUCCGCCCACCUUGAAAAAAUCCAAGAGCCGCCCCUGGCUUUCAAUCUUCUGUUCUUAUAUCAUAUUCGGAUUCACUUUGAAGUAAUCACUCAAUUACAGUAUCCAAGUUUUAUUAUAGCAGCCAUACUGAAGAAAGUGAAUGACUCAAAUAUGCAUGAGAAAUAAAAUUUACAGCUUUAUUUUCUUUCUAGUGGAAUUGACCCGAGCGAAAAUUCAAACUAAA